Messenger RNA from Batrachochytrium dendrobatidis JAM81, 1971 nucleotides. RefSeq lists its product as uncharacterized. Gene Ontology annotation, biological process: proteolysis. The coding region runs from base 1 to 1971 and encodes 656 amino acids. The transcript has 8 exons. Gene Ontology annotation, molecular function: serine-type endopeptidase activity. Lineage: Eukaryota; Fungi; Chytridiomycota; Chytridiomycetes; Rhizophydiales. The record is from RefSeq and is a predicted model, not a curated record.
AUGGCAGUGACUCGUUUGGUAUGGCAAGCAGCUACACCAUCAAGCAUGCACCGGUUCAAGUUUAAAACUGUAGUUUAUUUCUCAUAUCAGUCCAGACUGUCAAGUUCCAAGGUAGUUCAUGCACUUCCAAGACGGAUCGAUCCGUUGAGCUCGCUUGAGGAUUGGGAUGAACAGGCAGUCUCGCAAGAGACUGCUCGAACUCGCAUACUGCAAGGAAAGCUAUCUAGAUUUAGUAGAACGCUACGAGAUGAAAUGCGCAGAAUCUAUCCUCGGACAAGAGCCUUUCCUUGUACAGAUAUAGUAGAUGGUUACGAGUAUCGAACCAGUUUUGAAAACGGUGCAAUGGUAGUCAGUCGUCAAAAAACCAAUACUGCAGGUUCUUGUGAAAUAGUAUUGGAUAGUCGAUGGCUUGGAUGGGGAUCGAGAGGGAAAACAGUCAGUAAAGCAGUGGUCAGUGACGAUCACAACAAGAUCGCCUUUCUUCAAACUCGACCUCAAGAUGAGCAAGGCAGUCUGGUGAUUCGCACGUUAAACUCGAAUGCUCCAGCCAUGUUUACCUAUUCCCAAUCCAUCCCAAACGUCUUUAAUUUUGUUUGGGCGAAUAACUCAAAAACCAUAUAUUUUACUCGCUUGGACGACGUGCUGAGAUCGUCCAAAGUAUAUCGAAUAGAUGUUGAUUCGCCACAUGAAGAAACUGUAGUGUACUCAGAAAUGGAUAUCUUGUAUUUUGUAGAUCUUGCCAGAAGCAAAGACAAGGACAGUCUAUUUUUGCUACACAAUUAUGCUUCAACUGAAUUGAAACUAUACAGGACAUCACUGUCAACAGUCUUGACUGGUAAAGCCAUCAAUCUUGAAUCUGACACAUCAAUCGUGGCCGCACCUGGAUAUGAGGAAAGUAUUGACGAUGUGGAGAUUUUUCCGAGUCAUGCAGUUUUGACUAUGAAACGACAGGGCCAGCCAUUUAUUCGCUCCAUAGAUCUUGUCAACAUGUUGGCAAAUGAUGUUUUUCUUUCUGAUUCAUCUGGUGUGAUUUCACCUGAACCCAACAUUGAUCUGACAUCCAACACGUUUCGAUUUUCCUAUUCAUCACCCUUUGUUAUCCAAGCCGUCUAUGAGCUCAAUCUUGUGUUGGGCAAGUUGAUAAACUGGCAAGAUAUUCGACCGUGCAUGGAUACAAACAACUUUGUAAUAGAAAAACAAACGAUUCCGUCAAGAGAUGGAACUUGCAACAUACCCAUAACUAUUUUGAAAAACAAAAACAUUAGCCAUAGUCCAAGCAACCCAUGUGUGAUUUUGGUGUAUGGAUCGUAUGGCUAUUGUAUCGAGACAAGUUUUCGAGUCGAGUUAUUGCCUGCUUUAUCUAGAGGUGUCACGGUAGUUUUUGCACAUGUUCGUGGUGGAGGAGAAUUGGGAAACAGUUGGUAUCACAAGGGUCGUGCUGAAAACAAACUGUGCUCAUUCACUGAUUUGGAAGAUGUAGCAGAUAUGCUUAUUUACAAAAAAUAUACAAGUUCUGAGCGGUUGGGUGGUAUUGGAACCAGUGCAGGGGGAAUGCUUCUUGCUGAUUUAUUCAAAGCGCUGGUACUUCGUGUAUCAUUUUUAGAUCCAUUGACGACAAUGUUGGAUCCAAACAGUUCGCUAUCGGCAGGAGAAGUGUUGGAAUGGGGAAACCCAUUAAAAGAUUCUGCAGCGUACCAGCUAAUGAGCUCAUACUCGCCAUACGAUAAUCUAGAUGGAAAAUUACGUACAGCUGUACUUGCCACGGCUGGAAGUGACGAUCAGCGUGUUCCACCAUGGCAUGCGCUAAAAUACAUUGUUCGAAUGCAUGAGUUGGCUCAACAUAGCGGAACUGCGUCAAACGGAUAUUUUAAACUAUAUGCUGAUCGUGGACACAACCAAGGAAGUGGCGAUAAUAUUGAUGAACAUGCCUUUGAAUAUGCAUUUUUAUUAAGCAAAUUGGGCUGUAAAUAA